Molecule: messenger RNA, 1758 nt
Organism: Halichondria panicea
Lineage: Eukaryota; Metazoa; Porifera; Demospongiae; Suberitida; Halichondriidae
Product: fascin-like
Exons: 2
Coding region: 118-1593 (491 amino acids)
Biological process (GO): actin filament bundle assembly; establishment or maintenance of cell polarity; cell migration
Cellular component (GO): actin cytoskeleton; cytoplasm
Molecular function (GO): actin filament binding; protein-macromolecule adaptor activity
Source: RefSeq, a predicted model, not a curated record
GCUUCACACUUGACACACCCCUCCUUUGCAGUCACUUGCAUCUUGCAGCCUCUGUUUUGUUGUGCAAAAAGUUGCUCCUGCAUUUGUCAAUCACCUAGCUUGCAAAUAAGUUCUAACAUGGCUGCGGGAUUCAACGAGACUCUGCUGUGGACCUUCGGAAUGGUCAACUCCGUUGGAAAGUAUUUGACAGGGGAGAAAUUCCAAGAUAAGGUCGUUGCAAAUGGUUCCUCUCUGAAGAAGAAACAGAUUUGGACCCUGAUUCGUGUGGAUGAGACCAAAAUCGCUCUCAAGAACUCGUUUGGAAAGUUUUUGACUGCUGACGUCAAGGGGAAGCUGGACUGCUCUGGAGACAGUGUUGGUGAUGGGCAGAAAUUCAUCUUGGAAACCCAAGAAAGCGGACAAGUGGCCAUCAAGAGUGUCGCAUUCGGUCGAUACGUUGGCGGAUCAGGAGAUGAUCUCUCUUGCUACGAUCAGACGGUCGACCCCACCAACCUCUACAUGAUCCAUCUCGCUCUCCACCCUCAGAUUAACCUACGUAAUGUCAACAGGAAGACGUACGUGCAUCUGGCAGAGGAUGGAGAAAGUCUGAACUGCAAAGAGGAGAUCCCCUGGGGCUACGAUGCCAUGCUUAUCUUAGAGUAUCACUCGGGACGAUAUGCCAUUCGUGCUGCCAACACUAAGUACCUUCGUCGCGAUGGAGAGCUGGUUGAUGAGCUCGAUGACAAUUCCCUUUAUACCCUCGUUUUCCGUGAUGCUCAGGUUUCUUUCAAAGAUUGCAAAGGUUGCUACCUUACUGCUGUCGGUCAUGCGGCAAAGAUCACUUCCCGGAAAAGCAGCAUCGGUAAAGACGAGCUUUUCUACAUCGAGGAUUCUCAUCCCCAAAUUCGAUUGAUUGCUAGCAACGGCAAGUAUGUUUCGAUUCGUGACGGUGUUGAAGUCAGGGCGAACCACUCAGACGCCACGGAUACUGAAAUUUUUCAGAUGGAGGCUGUGGAUCGAUCUGACUUGUCUGGCAACGUCAAGUGGGCUUUCCGUUCCAACAACAAGAAUUACUGGAACAGCGGAGCUACUCUUACAGCUGAAGGAGGCGAUUUCUCUAGGGAAACGGCUCAAUUCACCGUUGAAUGGAUGGGACCUUUGGUUGCUCUGAGAGCUGCCAAUGGAAGGUAUUUUUCAGUGACGUCUAAUGGGAAAAUCUCUGCUAGUAGUGCCGAAAUGGCAGACAACUGCAAGUUUGUGUUUGAGUUUAUCAAUCGGCCGAUUGUUGUGCUGCGCGGGGACUUCGGUUUCGUUGGAACAAAGGGAAGCUCUGGAACCUUGGAGUGCAAUCGCUCGCAAUACGAUGUCUUUGGCAUGACUUGCUCUGCUGGUGUCUUUAAUUUGAGAGCUGUGUCCGGAAAAUUCUGGAAAGUGGAAGCCGAUAGCUCUAUCACCACCCAUGGAGACAAGGCAACUGAUUUCUUCAUUGAGCUACGUGCUCACACUCGAAUGCUUAUUGUUGCCGAAAACGGCAAAUAUCUCAAAGGUCAACAAAAUGGCGGAUUUUCAGCAACGGGAGACAGCGUUGAAAAGAACACUCUCUGGGAGUACUAACUGAACUUCACCCCCACUCUCAGCAACAACGUGAUUUGAACAAUUAUUAGUCAUCUGAUAAUGUGUACUGUCUUAGCUCAUUGUAUCACUAGUUUUUCCCUAUAGUAUGUGUAUUUUUGUGCAAUGUUAGUAUGUGAUAUAAUUAAUAUUAUUGGUUAACAAGCA